GUGUGAAAAAUAAAAAUUUUGGUGGAAAUGAAAUACUACAUGUUGCAGAAGCUGUAGCAAGAGAUAAAGGAAUAUCAAAAGAAUCUAUAAUUGAAGCUCUUGAAGAAGCAAUGGCGAUAGCAGCUAAAAGAAAAUAUGGUGCCAAUAUUAAGGUUAAGGCUCAUAUUAAUAGAAAUUUGGGUAACAUUGAACUUUAUAGAGAAGUGCUAGUUGUUAAAGAUGGUUUUAUUUCUGAUAAUACUAGAGAUGAAAAUAACGAAGAAGUUAAAACUAUUGAGAUUUCUAAAGCACAAGAAACUGAUCCAGAUAUUAAUGAAGGAGAUGUAAUUAAACAAAUUUUACCACCACUAGAAAUUGGAAGAUUAAAUGCUAUAUCUGCAAAACAAAUUAUAAUUAAUAAAGUUAAGGAGCUUGAAAAAGAUAAAGUUUUUGAAGAAUAUAAAAAUAGAGUAGGUGAAGUAUUAAAUGGUGUUGUAGAAAAGAUUGAAACAGGUGGAUAUAUUGUUAAGCUUGGAAGUGCUGAAGCAAUAUUAAAGAAAGAUCAAACUUUAAAAACAGAUUUUUAUAAGCUAGGAGAUAGAAUAAGAGCUUGUUUAGCUAAGUUAGACAAAGAAUCUAAUGGACCUAUAUUAAUUUUAUCUAGAACCCAUAAAGAUUUUGUAAUUCAAUUAUUUAAGCAAGAAGUGCCAGAAAUAUAUGAUAGAAUUAUAGAGGUAAAAAAUAUUGCGAGAGAUCCUGGAUCUAGAACAAAAAUAGCAGUAUACUCUUCUGAUCCAUCAAUUGAUCCAGUUGGUUCAUGUGUAGGUAUGAGAGGUGUAAGAGUUCAAGCAAUUAUAAAAGAGCUGAAAGGUGAGAAAAUUGAUAUUGUCAAAUGGAGUGAUGAUCCAGCUACAUUUGUAGUCAAUUCCUUAGGAUCAUCAAUUAGAGUUUCUAAAGUAAUCAUUGAUGAAGAACAGAAUAAGAUAGAGAUAAUUGUACCUGAGGAAGAUCAAAGUCAAGCUAUUGGUAGAAGAGGACAAAAUAUAAAAUUAAUAUCAGAAUUAGUAG
Molecule: messenger RNA, 1047 nt
Organism: Trichoplax adhaerens
Lineage: Eukaryota; Metazoa; Placozoa; Uniplacotomia; Trichoplacea; Trichoplacidae
Exons: 1
Biological process (GO): DNA-templated transcription termination; transcription antitermination
Cellular component (GO): cytosol
Molecular function (GO): RNA binding; DNA-binding transcription factor activity
Source: RefSeq, a predicted model, not a curated record